Messenger RNA from Lytechinus pictus (painted urchin), 4740 nucleotides. Its product is annotated as ileal sodium/bile acid cotransporter-like. Gene Ontology annotation, cellular component: membrane. The transcript has a single exon. NCBI's taxonomy places the organism in Eukaryota, Metazoa, Echinodermata, Echinoidea, Temnopleuroida, Toxopneustidae. The coding region runs from base 996 to 2705 and encodes 569 amino acids. The record is from RefSeq and is a predicted model, not a curated record.
UGCUUUGUAUUCAUUUUAGAAACCAUAUACUAUUCCCCCUCCUUCCAAAUUUGGCUGUGGGCGUGUGAAGCAAGAUACUCUUAUUCUUUUCUACCAUUCUUCUGCAACAAACAAUUGGGAACGCCACUUUUCAAACAUAUAACAUGUACAGGACUGGACUUUGUUUGCGCACAGUGUCCAUUGAAAAGCUACAUCUGUAUUUCUUCAGUGACUAUCUAAAGAACCAUGUCAACAAACUUCAGCUUGCUGUAUAGUAUUUGAAAUAACCAAAUUAUUUUAUUACCCUCGUAAUCCAUUAAAGCACCACAGAACUCAAUUUGAAUGGAAUACCGUCGCAUGCAUUGUUAUGAAUUGGAGACUCGUCUGAUUUCCCAACAAUUUCAGCGAGCCGGAAUUGUAAAUUGAUAUUCAUAAUAUGAGCUGUAAUGAAAACAGAAGUUUCAGUAAUCAUUAUUAUGAUUGGCAUCAGCCUUAACUCUGGACCAGGAUAUAUCAUACCACAUCUGAUGUUUCAUGUUCAAGUACAAGGAAUGGUUCGAUAAUUAGAUAUGACGAUGAGGUGAUCUUCAAAGGACAUUAGUUUGAAGGGCGACGAACGCUACUUGAGUGUCUGAUUACACAUUUUAGGCGGAAGCAGUUCCUAGGGCUUACAAUUACAUGUGCUGUGUAGUAUAUUGCCGGUGAAAAUUCACUUUCGAAACCAUUGUCAUCAUAAUUAUCGUGUGAAUAUACAGCGGUUACAAGCCUUUAUUUGUCGUUUUAGCCAAAUGUAGCAUGAAUUAUCUGUCUAAUUUAGAUGCCAGUAAUCGAAACUUGUACUUAGAUUGCACGUAGACAAUUAAAAACUGUAAACACUGUCAAGAGCAUGCUUGAGAGUGCUGUUGAACAAGUUAAAAGAAAGUGAAGACUAUUGAUUGCCGUGAAGAAAGAUCAUUAGCGUGGUGAUUUUUGUCUUGUUGAUAUCGUAAUUCGUCAGAAAGGAGAGCAUCACCACCAUGUUGCCAUCCCUUGGUAGCUUACUUCUCGCCGUCAUCUUCUUGAGGGUGGGCGUGGUCGGGGCGGAGUUCAAUUAUACCACUCUACCAACAAACUUCGUCACCGUGGAGGAGGGAAAGGAAGCAAGCCUGCGGAUAAACCUUACCGGCAUCACGAAAACUCUUCAGAUUGAAACGUCGAGUAGCGAUCUGCAAAAGUUUACCCUCGAGCAAGCUAGAUUUCAGGUUAACCCCAUCUAUGAAACGAUUCUGUAUCCCAAUGGUUCGACAGGCCAAAGACUCAGAGACGACGGAAUACAGACUAUAACAAUUAGAAUAGGAGGUAUUUCAUUGGGUAUUAGAGAAAUUGACUUUGUAGUGAGGGAUGAUAUGGGUUUAUUGGACCCUAGUUUUCAAAUCCAGCCGUUUACUGUCAAAGUGAUCCGGACACCAAGCUCAGUGGGGACUGUAUUCACCUAUAUCUUGUUAGUAUGGCUAAUGAUUAGUUAUGUCACCAUGGGGGUAAAGAUAGAAUGGGGCGUCAUCAAGAAAAAGAUGAGGAGACCGUUUGGCGUAGUGAUUGGUGCGACGUGUCAGUUUAUUGUGAUGCCUGGCAUAGCUGCGCUCUUAGCGACGGUGUUGAAUCUUGAACCUACAGCGUCAGUGGCUCUCAUCAUCGUUGGCUCGUGUCCAGGGGGGUGGCUCAGUAAUGUCUUCACCCUUUUGCUUGAUUGUGACUUGGUAUUGAGUCUUACAAUGACAUUCUGUUCGACAGUGAUUGCCCUGGGUAUGAUGCCAUUGAACCUAUUCAUCUAUGCCACACCAUACGCCAGUAAUAACAGUAACAUCAGGAUACCUUUCGUGCAGAUCUUCAUUCAGCUUAUCACAUUGGUCGUACCUCUAUUCAUAGGAACAUUCCUUGCUCAUCGGUACCCUCGAGUGGCUAAAUGGUUCCGAAAGCUCCUGAAGCCCAUAGCGGUUGUUCUUGUCCUUGUCGGAUUCGCUGCUGGACUCUGGGCCAACUACUUUGCCUUCGAGUCUCCUGCGGACAUCUAUCUCAGUGCGAUUAUAUUACCUUGUGUAGCCGCUCUCCUGGCUUUCUUUGUGAGUAAACUCACUUGCUUGUCUAACCAUUCAUCCAUCACCAUCGCCAUAGAAACAGGGUCUCAGAAUGGUCUCCUAGCAACAUCUGUUAUAGCAUUUUCUUUUCCUCAACCGGAAGCGGAUCUCAUGACUAGGGUUCCCGUUCUCUUCGUCAUCUUCAUUUUCAUCGAAGGGUUAUGUAUGACGGCCAUAUACGUGGUCAUGAAGCGGUUUCCUGGUCGAUUUGAGCUUCCUGAUGAUGACGAUAGCGUCGACCAUGACGACUUUGGUGAUAAAGCUAUUAAAUUUGAACCAUCACAAGAAAAUGGAAAUACCAAAUUGGACAUAUCAUCAAGAAUAGUUGGGCUGGGUUCCAAUGACUUCAAACAGUCCUCCAAACCAAGAAAGAAGACUAAGCAAUCAUGGAUGUUCUCGAAGUCGACUCAGGUUGACCUUGAAGAGAUUCGUCGAAGUUCUGAUUAUGCCAGGUCGAACGUUAUGUCACAGGUCCGGUCCCAUUCUAGAUCUCUUUCCCAUGUCAACCGUGCUUACGACGCUGAGGAAAAUGGACCAUUAUCUGUGUAUAACAUCAGCACUGCCACAAUGGAUGAUACUGCGAACCAGAAUGCUCGUCAAGUCUAUAUAUGAUAAUUUCAACAGACGAAUCUGUACUAUUCAAAAACGUUUUAUGGGCGGAGGGGGGGGGGCAAACUUACAGAAGAUGGAAUUGAAAUAGGAACAAAGUAAAGUUCAAAGUAAAGUUCAUUUCACGUUUUCUUAUAUUGAAGUCAAAAUGUUAUUAAAGUUACUUUAAGGGAUGCUCCGGGCUGAAAAUAAUAUGAUUUAAACAGAUAAAGAUAACUCGGACAAACAAAACACUGAAAAUUUGAUCAAAAUCGGACAAGGAAUAACAAAGUUAUGGCAUUUCAAAGAUUUUCAUUAUUCCGGUGAAACAGUUCUAGCCAUGUCUUCAUGAAUAUUGAAUGAGCAAAUUGAUGUCAUAUCCCUACUUGUUCUUUUGUAUUUUAUUAUAUGAAAUUACAUGUAGGUUUAUUCAAAUUCUACCAAGAACUGAAAAAAAUUGAUUGCCAACUGAUUAAUAGUGCAUUAGUUAUUCAUUUCUACAAGGUAUUUCAUUAUAAAGGAGACGCAUUAUUCACACGUUUAUGAAAAUAUGAAACAAUUAUGAUUUCAUGAAAUAACAUAAGAAAAAGGAAAGUGGGGAUGUGACAUCAUCCGCCCACCUAAUGAAUAUUCAUGAUGACGUGCAUAUAACUAAAUUCACAAAAUAUUGCUAAAAUUUAAAAUUCAAUAACUUUGUUAUUUGUUAUCCGAUUUUGAUGAAAUUUUCAGCAUUUUGCUUUGUGAGUUUUACUCUAUUUAUUUAGAUAUAAAUAUUUUCAUCCUGGAGUACCCCUUUAAGGUGCUGUCAGACCAAGACGAUCCAGUCAAUAUUUGCCGACUUAUCAAUUAAUCACAUUUCUUGGUAUCGAAUGUUGCCAUUUGUUGAUUACACAAAAUGAUUUCUUCAUAUCAAUAAAUCAAUUAUUAAUAUAAAGAUUUUGAUUUCUCGACAUGCUUGAUAUCAAGAUAAAGGGUGAUAAAAUGAAUUCUAAAUCGCCCGAUCGUGACCGCCCCUACAGGUAAUCUGUAACCAUGUAAUACAUAAUGUAAAAAACUGAACAAUACAUGGGGUAUCAUGCAAUUUUCAUAUUCAAUGCGUUUAGUACUUCACAUCUCUUUGAGUACCGUAAUAUGUAGAAAAUCUCAGGAAUUAUACGAGUGUUGCCAUUUUUCCCCAUGUUAAUCUGUCCUAACAUUUAAAUGUAGAUUUACGUCAUCUAUGACGCAUUUGAUCAUGUUGAUAUCUAUCAGCAGAAUCGCCGAUCCUAGGGGCAGAGGGAAGCGAUCUACCCCAGUGAAAAAAAUGGGGGUGAAUAUAUCAAUUUGCCCCCAGUGAUUUUUAAAAAUUGAAAAAUUCAUAACAUUUAAUGCAUAUUGACUGUUGUGAUUCAUUCUAUCCUGAAAUUGAUGAUUUAUUUUUUGAAAUAUUAUUUUACAAUAUUUCUAAAUGUUUUAAGAAUCAUUUUCUAUGAUUUCACUCUGUGCACUUAACAUCGAUUUUUACCAUUUUAAUUGUAUUAUCUUUUGACUUAAAAUGCGUUUCACUUUUGAAUUUUCACGAUCAUUGUCUUUGCUCUUUUGAAUGUUUUGAAAAGAUAUCGGUAAAUCGUUAACCAUCGCUGUAUGCAUAAUUGACAAAAUAUUAUUCUCAAAUGUGAAUAAAACGUGACAUUUUUAUUGUUAUUUUUGUAAUUUAGUGUGUAAAAAUACGCAUAAUCUUCUAAGAUUAAUCAAAAUUUCAAAUAUUGUUAUUACGCGAUAUAUUCUAUCAUGAUAAAAGCUGCAAGUAAAAUAUGCAUGGCAUGUCAAAGUGAUGCGUAUAAAACAGAACCUUCACCAUACUCAGUUUGGCCCCCAUCCUCCCUCCCCCUCUCUUUUCUCUCUCUCCCCCUCUCUUUUCUCUCUCUCCCACCCUCUCUCUCUCUCUCUCUCGCCUCUUUCUUCCUGGCCUAUCCUAUCUUAUUAUUUCUUAACUCCUUUUUAGGUAUAUUUUAAUACAUUUAUAUGUUUAACAUUUUAUAACAAAUUGACACAGUUCAAAUAUAAUAAUUUCCUAUAA